Messenger RNA from Echinostoma caproni, 300 nucleotides. The record is from the annotation of a GenBank genome assembly. Lineage: Eukaryota; Metazoa; Platyhelminthes; Trematoda; Plagiorchiida; Echinostomatidae.
GAAGGGCACAUAAUCGUACUGCUACAUACUGCAUCUGACGGGACAGCUUUGGCACGGGCCACACCCACUCUGGUUCCCAAUGAGCGUUACAUGCCCCCAAAAUAUGAAGAUGCAUUGGCGAUGCCCGUGGGUGCAUUCGGACCACCUCCUUAUUCAUUGGUGGCUGGAGAAGAACCUUCUCCGCAGGCAGUCACAAACGAACAACUUGUCGUACCUAGGGAAACAUCAUUUUCAGAAUCGGGACACAUGGAGCGCGAUCCUGCCGUUCCACCAUCACCACCAGUGCAAGAACAACACUGA